Hermetia illucens (black soldier fly) is the source of this 1996-nucleotide messenger RNA. RefSeq names its product medium-chain acyl-CoA ligase ACSF2, mitochondrial-like. The transcript has 4 exons. Gene Ontology annotation, molecular function: medium-chain fatty acid-CoA ligase activity. Lineage: Eukaryota; Metazoa; Arthropoda; Insecta; Diptera; Stratiomyidae. Gene Ontology annotation, biological process: fatty acid metabolic process. Bases 167 to 1936 code for a protein of 589 amino acids. The record is from RefSeq and is a predicted model, not a curated record.
AGUAUAUUUUAAGAUUCCGUACGUUAAGCACCCUCUUAAAUGGUGUUAGAGUAGUUUACUCCAUCUGCAAUCAUUUUAAUAAUGCAUAGUGAAUGUUGACAAUAUAAAGUAAAUGCAGGAUAGUGAGAUUUCAGUGUUUUAGAAAACUCAUUCCGGUUGGAAGGCCAUGGCGCUUAUAAGGUUCAAUCGACCUAGUGUUUUUAGAAGUUUGUCCCCCUGCCUGUAUUCAAGUUCAUCCAGUGAUUCAUCUUCAUCACUGCGGGGUCCUAGCUAUUAUCAUAAUGUCGGAAAAGAACCUCUUGUUUAUCGGAGCAUAGGCCAACAAUUGGAACUGACAGCACAAAGCUAUCCAGAUCGUGAAGGAAUCGUUUCGAUAUAUGAGAAUAAUCGUUUAACUUUUGGAAGUAUCUUGGAACAAUGCAACAGACUUGCAGCAAGUUUCAAAAGGUUAGGGCUGGAAAGAGGGGACAGAGUAGGAAUUUGGGCACCAAAUUACGCAUUUUGGUAUAUAACUAUGCUUGCAUCUUCUCGAGCUGGUCUGAUUUCAGUAGGCAUAAAUCCAGCUUUCCAAACUUCGGAAAUCGAAUACUGUAUAAACAAGGUGAAUUUAAAUGCCAUCGUGGCACCAGACGUGUUUAAGACGACACAUUAUUAUGACAUAUUGAAAACUGUUUGUCCUGAAAUCGGAGAUUGUGAGCCAGGCAAAUUGGCAAGCAGAACGGCACCAAGUUUGAAAUCGGUUAUCAUCCAUUCAAAAGACAAGUUCCCAGGUGCUUUCCAGUAUGAAGACAUCUUCAACUAUGCCACCGAAGAUGCAAUCACGCAAAUACAGAACAGUCAACGAGAUAUUCAACCCGAUUGGCCUUGUAAUAUACAGUUUACAUCUGGUACAACAGGUCAGCCAAAAGCGACUGUGAUAAGCCACUUUAGUUUACUCAACAACGGUAUUCAUGCUGCCCAGAGAAAUGAAUUAAAUACAAAGCACCACAAAAUUUGUGUUCAGGUCCCUUUUUUCCACACAUAUGGAGUAACAGUGGGGAUCGUUGCGGGUAUGAUAUACGGCUCAACUCUAGUUCUACCAUCAGCAUACUUUAGCCCGAAAGCCAGUAUUGCAGCAAUUAACGAGGAAAGAUGCACCGUCACUUAUGGUACACCGACAAUGUAUGUUGACCUUAUCAAAAAGGUGAUUGACUCGAACGCAAUAUUGACUACACCAGAGAUCGCUGUGACCGGGGGAGCUUCAUGUUCACCGAAAUUACUUGAAAACAUCAAGCAUUAUCUGAAAAUGAAGAAAGUGAAAAACGCUUUUGGGCAAACUGAGGCGACGUCAGUACUGAGCCAAAGUCUUCCGGAUGAAACCGAGGAUCAUGUCCUUCACACAGUUGGCCACGUCACCGAUCAUGUAGAAGUUAAAGUGAUUGAUAAGGACGGUAACGUCGUCCCAUUCGGUGAACCUGGGGAACUUUGCUGUCGAGGAUAUUUGAACUGUUUGGGAUACUAUGGAGACGAGGAGAAAACAAAAGAACUGAUUUCCCCAGAUGGUUGGCUAAGAACGGGCGAUCAAUUCAUCCUGCAAGAAGAUGGUUAUGGAAGGAUUGUUGGACGACUAAAAGAAAUGGUGAUCAGAGGCGGAGAAAAUAUAUUUCCAAAGGAGAUCGAGGACUUUCUCAACACACACCCUGAUAUCGUAGAAAGUCAUGUCAUUGGUGUUCCCGACGAACGUAUGGGAGAGGAACUUUGUGCAUUUAUUAGCCUCAAAGAUGGCAAACCACAUCUGACGCAUGACGAUCUUAAGGAAUUUGGUGCAGGAAAGAUAGCUCAUUUCAAAAUACCACGACACAUACGUGUAGUCCAUGACUUUCCGAAAACAGUAUCAGGAAAAAUUCAAAAGUUUAAACUUGUACAACAAUAUAAGGACAGCCAGGACGAAAAAUAAGGAGGAGUGCAUAAUAAAAUUAUUGUAAGCCUUAAAAAUAAAUGAUUUUAUUAAUUACGC